Capsicum annuum is the source of this 538-nucleotide messenger RNA. Its product is annotated as eukaryotic translation initiation factor-like. The transcript is spliced from 3 exons. Bases 84 to 473 code for a protein of 129 amino acids. The record is from RefSeq and is a predicted model, not a curated record. NCBI's taxonomy places the organism in Eukaryota, Viridiplantae, Streptophyta, Magnoliopsida, Solanales, Solanaceae.
AGGUGGGAAUACACUAGGUAUAUUGUUGUUGUUACGUUACUUUCUUAAAGUAUUUUCUUUAGCUGCAACAAAUAGUAUCAUUCAUGUUGUGUAGGUGCAGUGUCAGUCGAAGAGUCGUUUUUCUGAGCCAGACACCGACUCUGCCCCCCCCCGUCGUGGACAUAUCAUUGGAGCCUCUCCGAGUAAAGAGAGAAGACGGUGACAGAUUCUACUCGAGCCGGCAGGUGGCUAAUGAAUAUAAUGUGCAAGAACAACUUAGUUCACAUCUUGCAAGAACUCAAACGUCUCCCAACCAAGCGGAUGGACCUCCUAAUACACUAAUCAAAGCUGAAUUGCCAUGCUCAUCAGCUCGAGGAACCAAUCUAUCUGACAAAUAUCGAGUCUUGAAGACCGUAAAGGGGCGGUUAACAUUUUUGAGCAGGAGGUCACGGGUUCAAGCCUUGGAAACAGCCUCCGGCAGAAAUGCACGGUAAAGCUACGUAUAAUACACCCUUGUGGUGGGGUGGGGCCCAGACACCGCGCAUAGCGGUAGCUUUAG